GUCUGGUGGAGGUGGUCUGCAGUGUCUUCAGCGAGGCAGCCGUCCUGUACGUGGAGAGAGAGGAGAGGCCUGGGAGAAAGAGUAGCCAUGAUCUCCUGUUGUCUCUACUGGACACUCUGCACAAUGUACUGACCAGCACAUCCAGAGUGGUGCGCAUUGCACUCCAGGGAGCUGAGUCCCAGGGAGAGACCCAGGCUGCAGAGGACCUCCUGCUCAUCAACAAACCUCUGACACAACUCACAUCCCUGCUCAUUCAGAUGCUGCCGUGUGAGGAUGCGGAGGUGUAUGAGGAGACCAGUCAGUGCCUGUCCCUGCUGAUGCAGCUGUAUGGAGGGGACAGCCCUGACUCCCUCAGCCCCCUGAACCUCCAGAGCCUCAGCCACGCGCUGCAGCUCCAGACCCAACCUAAACAACACAGACUACUGCUCCGUAUCAUCAAACGCCUGGUCGGGUGGCUGGGGGCCACGAACUGUACUGUUGUUCCAGUGUUUGUGGUGGGGAGUGAUUCAGAGCUGGCCUGGAGGAAUGGCAGGGCAGCUGACCUCAAGCCUGCCUUGUUGUCUCUCUCUCUCCCUGGGGGUGGGAAAUCGGGGGACUAUCCAUUCCAAAAUAACUCCUGUGAACAAAGAAGUGAGAAAUAUGGAAGUAAUACUGUACAGGAGCCACAGUUACAGUGAUUGGGCUUCAGGAAUGUCAUCACUUCACUCACUGUUUUCUGCUUUAAUUGAUGCAUUAUUUGAAACAGUCUUUAACCUGUUGGUUCAGCUCAGAUACCCAGACUACAAUGCACUUAUGUGAUGUGAGCCUAUGCAGUUACUUACAUUAUCGGGGACCAU
Molecule: messenger RNA, 836 nt
Organism: Oncorhynchus keta (chum salmon)
Lineage: Eukaryota; Metazoa; Chordata; Actinopteri; Salmoniformes; Salmonidae
Product: serine/threonine-protein kinase ULK4-like
Exons: 4
Source: RefSeq, a predicted model, not a curated record